UGUAAUACAUUUUAAUUUUGCAACUUAUAAAGCGUUAAAAUAUAUGUUUAAAUUAUAUUUUAAAACUAGUGUAGGAAACAGCAAAUGUAAAUCAUUAUAGCACAUAUAUGGAAAAUGUAAAUUUAAAUACAGAAAUACAUUGCCAUUUUACAUAUUGCAUUGCCAUUUGGCAUAUUACACUUUAAAUUGAAUAUUGCUACACAUGUGCUUCCAUACACAGUUACAUGUACUAUGUAUACAUCCAAAUGAAUCGAUUUUGAAUCGAGAUCGAAAUUGAACAGCAAGCUUAUAAUCGAAUCAAUACUCCAAGAUGAACUCAAGUUGGCAGUAACUUUUGAAAAAAAAAAGGAAAACAGCAUUGAUUCAUAUAAAAUGACUUAAUGAUCACCAGUGUUGGAUAGGAAUAUUAAAUGAGUGCUAUGAGUUACAUAUAUGAAAACCUAUGAUGAAAACAUGUGCGCGCAGUACUGUACUUCGCCGCUAGAGGGCAUCGGGCAGGAAAUGAGGUGACUCCUUAGAAAACAACAUCCGGUAUUAUGAUGUUAAAAUAUUAGGUUUUCUCUCGUGUGCUGAAAAAGUUCAGCAGCAGACACUGAUCUCAGACAGACACAUUUAAGGUGUGUUUCAGUUGUCAGUGAAGUCAUGAUGGCGAAUCCAAUGAGUGUUCAGACUCUGAGUAAGACAUGGGAACUUAGUCUAUAUGAACUCCACCGAACGCCACAGUCGGUGUCUUCAUUUCCAUAAAGUUAAGUGUCCUCAUUUUCUGCGUCAAUAGCAGCACCAAAUGGAAUAAUGGAGGCGAUUAUGGACAGCACAGAGAUUGCUGUGUCGCCCAGAAGUCUCCACAGUGAGCUUAUGUGUCCCAUUUGUCUGGACAUGCUGAAAAACACCAUGACCACCAAAGAGUGUCUGCAUCGUUUCUGCUCCGAGUGCAUCGUCACUGCGCUCCGAUCAGGAAAUAAAGAGUGUCCAACCUGCAGGAAGAAGCUUGUGUCCAAGCGUUCUCUUCGCGCCGACCCAAAUUUUGAUGCCCUGAUCUCUAAGAUGUACCCUAGCCGUGAUGAGUAUGAGGCCCAUCAGGAUAAAGUUCUGGAGCAGCUCAGUCGACUGCACAACAAAGAGGCACUCAGCAGCAGCAUUGAGCAGGGCCUGCGCAUGCAGGCCAGACACAGAGCUCAGCGUGUCCGUAAGCUGCAUCCAGAGAGUGAAAACACUACCUUCAGCGGUGGUGAGGAUAACGGUGACACUCGUUCACAUGUCUCGCACGACUCUGCCCCUUCACACCAUACCUCUGCCCCGGCAAGCUACGCUCCAGAGGCCGGACCGAGUCGCAGUAAAAAGCAGCAAAUGUCUGAUGAUUCUGGACCUGAGGCUUUUGGAGAGAGUUGUACACCUCCUGGACAACUGCCAGGCCAUGGGCCAAGCUCAGAAAUUGAACUUAUAUUUUGCCCACAUCCCCUGCUGGUCAACAACCAACAGUACAGCCAGACAAGAUAUGUCAAAACCACAGCCAAUGCCACAGUAGACCACCUCUCCAAAUAUCUGGCUCUCCGCAUUGCUCUGGAGGACAGUCAAAGUGAAACGCAGGCGAACAGAAACAUGGAGGGAGAGCCAGGAGCUACCAGCAACAGUAGUCUGCAGGAUGUCAGUGAAAAACAGUUUACAAUCUAUAUCAGCACAACAGGAGGACAGUUCUCUACACUAAAUGGCUCUUUGACUUUGGAGCUGGUGAAUGAGAAGUUCUGGAAGGUCUGUAAACCUCUAGAGCUCUUCUACGCUCCUACACAAGACCAGAAGCAGCAACAGAAUCAGACCCCUCAACUGGGGCAGACAGACGAAAGCCAAGGAAAAUCAUCUUUAAACUAAAGGCGAAUAACGAUCUCUUUAUGCAGAUAUAUUCAACUGUGACUGCAACUCCUGAGCUUAGAGACAGUCUAUCAAGUUCACCACACUACUCCUGCACAAAUACAUGAACCUCCUGUCUAUACCAGUGCUACUCAAAACCCCACCACUGCACAUUUUGGAUAUAUCUCUUAUCAGACACAUCCAUUUUGGGUUUUGCAGUCUCUACUAAUGAGCUGCUAAGUUAAAUCAGGUCUGUUUCGAUGAGGAAGACAUCCAAAAUGUGCAGUGGUGGAAGGACAGGUUAAAGAAGUACUGGUCUAUACAACUAGUCAAUCCACACCACUGAAGGACUGGAGAUCAUGUAGAUCAGUGUUGCCCACCCAUUUUUUUUUUUCUAGCGUACCAUAGCAAAGCAGUUACAUAGACAAGGCAAUAAAGGUAAAUUUGUAGAAACUAAGGGUUUGUCCCAAUAGCUACACUUGUGGACACUUGAGUGUGCAUGCAACAGGAACAAAGUGUUUAAGACCGUCUGAGGUCCAAAAAAUGCCUUAGUGUCUUUAACACACUAAAUCCACACUUUGUCUAAUAUUGGAUCGCAGUUGUUUCAAACUAAGCACAUCCCAUCAUUUAUCAUCGUCAGGAACUUAUACUGCCCAAAAUCGUGAUAUGUCAAGAAAAACUUUCCAAUGCAAGUUAAAUCAAUUAGAUAUUGCAUAUAAUUUGGCAGCAAAAAGAAAAAUGUUGCAGAGAUGUGUAUUUUGUAAAAUCUUUGCAACUGCUUUUUAUCACUUAAAUUAUAAGCACAAUUAAUAAAUUUGUUUUGUUACAAAUAAUCUUAUGAACAAACAUUUAACACCCCCCCCCCCCCCCCCAAAAAAGAAAGAAAGAAAUGUAAAUACAGCUUUGUAAAAACAUUGUAAAAACAAAGUUCCAUGGUUUUCACACCCACUUUGGCCAAAUACAUGCGAUACAUCUUGCAAGCAGACAAGUGAUCAUGCGCAAAGACUGAAAGUGUGGGUAUUAGGACAGACCCUAAAUUCAAUUUGCAGAUGUUGUAUUGUGGCAUGUUAUAGAAUCUCAGCUUAUUCUAGUAAAAUUACACGUGUAUAAAUAUUAAUGAGGAGUCAAAAAACUACCUCUGGACAGACUGUACUGAAGGGUCUGAGGAUUCUUGGUAGCAGCAACCUGUGUGUGUAUAGCCCAAGAGAGUGGCAAUGCAUUUGUAUUGUUUCAUUUGUUUUUGUUCAUUUAUUCAUAUAAUCAUUUAAUGAUUUAUUUUUACCAUCACUUAAUGUAAUGCUUCCUGCUUUUCCCCUUGGAUUGAUUCAAGAUGUUUCUGCUUACUGUUUAGAUACCAGACAAAACAGCUUCUGAUGGGAUCUGGGUACGUUUCUGAUUAUGUCAUUACCAAAGCAACCCAUACAGAUAAAUUGGUUAUGUCUGGAAACACAAAUCUUUUUUGAUCACUUGCAAUUAAUAGUGUGGACAGUCUGAAAAGAUCUAAGAAAAAAAAAGAUUUUCCUGCUAUCUGAACAUAGCCUUUGCGGCACAGCGGACAGGAUCAAACCUUGGACGAAAAUUGACUCAAUAUAGUCUUAAUUUUUAAAUGGAAGUGAAUGCAGUAACAUGAUCACAAAUAAUCAGACUAAUCAAUUAUUUAAAUCUAUUGACAACGGUUUUGUACAAGUUUUUCCAAAAAGCCCUAAGUUGCCUCUGGUAGAAAUGACUGAUACAGAUCUCUUAAUAAAUAAGACACCUUUUGCUCCAUGCUAAUGCUUUUGUAGUAUAGUCUUUUUUUUUUUAAUUGAUAGGAAUUACGGGGACAUAUGCAAUCAGAAUAGGAUAAACUGAUGUAGUGGCUCUAACUGGUUUUUAUUUUACCCUUGCCUUGAACAAAUGCAUUUUUUUCCCCCAUCAAUAAAAAGACAUUUAUACUUCACUGCA
Molecule: messenger RNA, 3789 nt
Organism: Megalobrama amblycephala (Wuchang bream)
Lineage: Eukaryota; Metazoa; Chordata; Actinopteri; Cypriniformes; Xenocyprididae
Product: E3 ubiquitin-protein ligase RING2-A-like
Exons: 8
Coding region: 793-1866 (357 amino acids)
Biological process (GO): negative regulation of DNA-templated transcription
Cellular component (GO): ubiquitin ligase complex; PcG protein complex
Molecular function (GO): chromatin binding; ubiquitin protein ligase activity
Source: RefSeq, a predicted model, not a curated record